CAGAAAUCAACUACCUAAGUCAAUUUAUUCGACAGUUCUUUUCUUAAUUUACAGAUGCAAAAUUUGUGGUAAAGUGACAGAUCAGAUGAUCACUCUUAAAAAGCACAUGCGUGCCCACCGGAUAGAAAUGGAGAAGACAUUGCCGUACGCGUGUGAACUUUGUCCCCGGAAGUUUGAAACCGAAAAGGCCAGAAACAAACACGAACGGCUGCACGGGCGCAAGAAGAUUGUGGUCCGGAGGGAAAAGGGCCGCGACGAAGAACUGUUGGCGUUCUAUAAGAGGGUCUGGUGUGACAUCUGCGAGACGGAGAACAACGAAACUCGCGAGUUUGAGAACUUUUCGGAUCUGAAGUGCCACAUAAUAGCGGAUCACAACAAGACACCAUACUUGAAGUGUCCCAUUUGCUUCAAGAAAAACGUCUGCAGGCAGCAACUCAUUGUGCACAUAGAUGUUCACGAAAACCCGGAUCGAUACAGGUGCGACAUAUGCGGUGAGGUAAAUCAAUUCCUUGAAAGGCACAAGGCAAAAGUUCACGGUAAUCGGGAACCGGAAAGCGACGAGAAGAACUACGGCUGCGAACAUUGUGGAAAAAUGUUCCGCUGUGAAACGAACCUAAAGAAUCACAUUGACCGGGUCCAUGGUCUGAAGGAUGUUAUGUGCGACAUUUGUAAUAAACCAUUCAGCAAAAAGGCCCUCGGCGCUCACAAACGGUCGGCGCACACGGACGAGCAAUUCAUGUGCGAACAGUGCCCGAAAAUGUUCAAAACUCGUAGUGGGCUGGAGUCGCACAAGGGUGAACACGACGCCGAUCUGCGCAAGCCGGUCAAGUGCGAACUGUGCGGCAAGGAGAUGCGCCGUGGGGCGAGCUUGGCCAAACACAUGAAGGUGAUCCACACGAUCGGAGAUCCGGUGAACUGCAACAUGUGCGGCAAACAGUUCCGCACGAAGUUCCAUAUGAUGCGUCACCGGGCCAACACGUGCGCGGCCACGAUCAAUUCCAGGCCGUUCAAAUGCGAGAUUUGCGGAAAGGGAUUCUCCAUGCGGCUCACCAUGAACGAACAUAUGACGACCCACACGAGGACCAGCUUGUACCAGUGUGCUUUCUGCUUCAAGACGUUUGGCUACAUUUCCAAUCUGUACAAGCAUCGUAAAAAGGCUCAUCCCGAGGAAUGGCAAGAGGUGCAAGCGAGGCCGGAUCAGGGUAUAGCCACUUUUAUUGAGAUGAGAAAUUGAGACGAUCAAGGUAAGGAAAAAACAGUUGAAUAUUGUGGAAAUGUUUGACUGUUUCCAAUCUCGCCUGUAAUAUUUCUCUACUCACAAUGCAUGAUAAUUUUAAUUCUUUUAAAUUAUAAAAAAAUAAUAAAUAUAAUAUUCUACCGACAU
This is a messenger RNA of Aedes albopictus (Asian tiger mosquito), 1384 nucleotides long. Its product is annotated as zinc finger protein 98. Gene Ontology annotation, biological process: regulation of transcription by RNA polymerase II. NCBI's taxonomy places the organism in Eukaryota, Metazoa, Arthropoda, Insecta, Diptera, Culicidae. Gene Ontology annotation, molecular function: chromatin insulator sequence binding. Gene Ontology annotation, cellular component: chromosome. The record is from RefSeq and is a predicted model, not a curated record. The transcript is spliced from 3 exons. Bases 86 to 1234 code for a protein of 382 amino acids.